Molecule: messenger RNA, 1145 nt
Organism: Ceratotherium simum simum (southern white rhinoceros)
Lineage: Eukaryota; Metazoa; Chordata; Mammalia; Perissodactyla; Rhinocerotidae
Source: RefSeq, a predicted model, not a curated record
AUGGUGCGGGGUCUCCUGGAAGAGGAAACCGGCCCGCCCGAGCUCAAUGGCUCCCCGCUCUCUCUCCCCGCAGCCGUGUUGAAGGCCGAGCAGGCGGCGGUGUUUAAAUUCCCACUGGCUCCGCUCGGCUGCUCCGGGCUGGGCUCGGCGCUGCUGGCUGCGGGGCCUGGACUGCCCGGUGCGGCGGGCGCGCCGCACCUGCCGCUGGAGCUGCAGCUCCGCGGGAAGCUAGAGGCGCCAGGCACCGGGGAGCCGGGCGCCAAGGCCAAGAAGGGGCGUCGGAGCCGCACUGUGUUCACCGAGCUGCAGCUGAUGGGCCUAGAGAAGCGCUUCGAGAAGCAAAAGUACCUCUCCACCCCCGACAGAAUAGAUCUCGCCGAGUCCCUGGGCCUGAGCCAGUUACAGGUGAAGACGUGGUACCAGAAUCGGAGGAUGAAGUGGAAGAAAAUAGUGCUGCAGGGUGGCGGCCUGGAGUCUCCCACCAAGCCCAAGGGGCGGCCCAAGAAGAACUCCAUUCCCACAAGCGAGCAGCUCACGGAGCAGGAGCGCGCCAAGGAGGUGGAGAAGCCGGCGGAGGUGCCGGGCGAGGCCGGCGACAGGAGCCGCGAGGACUGAGCGCGGCAGAGGGUGCAGGCCGGGGACCUUCACGCUGCCCGCGGCCCCCUCAGCCCGCGGGAAGCCGCGAGCCGGCCCUUCCGCGUCCAUGUCGUUUGCUUUCUAAACGUUUUAUUAUUACCUUGAAUGCGGACAGUUAGGGGCCCAACAAGGAAGGACACAGACCCUGAAGCCAAACCCCGGCCCCAGUGCGCUCUGGGCCCUAGCCUGGAGACUGGCGUCCGGCGCGGAGGAGGGUCAUCUCCGCCCGGAGCUCCGCGGCGCCGGGCGCUCCACGCGCAUUCACGCCCGCCCCUCUCCCGCACCCCCACCCGCCUCGGCCGGCCCUCCGCGUCCGGACGCCGCCAGGCACACACCCGCUUCCGCGCGUCGGGGACCCCGCGGCCCGGAGCAGGCCACCACGGCCGGAGACGGCGCCCGGACAACCCGGCGCUCGGCUCUGCAGCCGGGUCCCCGACGUCGCUGGGGUCCCCACCCCUCUCCUGCGAAGACGGUGAUUUUUUUUUUUCCAAUAAAAUAUUUUAUGACAC